Messenger RNA from Engraulis encrasicolus (European anchovy), 942 nucleotides. RefSeq lists its product as uncharacterized. Bases 112 to 942 code for a protein of 276 amino acids. The record is from RefSeq and is a predicted model, not a curated record. NCBI's taxonomy places the organism in Eukaryota, Metazoa, Chordata, Actinopteri, Clupeiformes, Engraulidae. The transcript is spliced from 6 exons.
AUGAUAUUCAGUGCGCUUAGAGCUCUUGAGCCCGCGUUAGUCAGUUAGUCAGUAUUUGGUAUUUGUUAGCUAUUUUUUAUAACUUUAAACCGUGCACACCAUCGAAUCACAAUGGCAACUCCCAGGCGGUCACCCAGUGAAGUUGCUCACGCCUGGCGUGGAAGUUCGAGGCUUUUUGCUGAUGAACCUGAGACCCCAACUUUGAGGGAUGUUCUGAGGGCAAUGGGUGAUCUCCGCAGCACGGUGAAUGAUAUGAGGAGUGACCUGAAGACACUUCAGGAGCAGGUGGCUGCGUUGCAACAGCAACCCCCCAGGGCCCAGGACCCUCACAAAGUUCCCCUGGAGCUGUCGGCACGAGUGAGGCGAACGCAUCGCGGGCUGGGGGAAGAACUGCAGUGGCGCGUUGGACUACAGGACAGCUUUAGGUCCCCUCAUAAUGAGGAAGUCACUAAGGCUAUUCUUCAAGCCAUCAAGGAUUCUGGGGAGAGCUGGGGACCGGAGAGCUUACUCAGAAAAGCCUGUAAUAGGUUCUUUGAAAAUCUGAAGAGCCAGAAGCGACAUGACCUUGAGGGGAGGACUGAAGAGGUCAAAACCAGGAAAAAGCUGACGAGCAGACGUGAAAGGCUUUUCAGACGACGACAAAUGGUGGCGCGGGACGUUUUGGAUGAGGAUGACCUCCAGUACUUGAAGGGAGCGGACGCCAGCCUUAUGUCUGACGAGGAAAGUGGGGAGGAGGACAAGGGCACGUUUGUGGUGCUCUCUCCAAGGUGGAGGAGUGCGCGCCUAUCGCGUAUACUGCACAGAUGUCAGCAGGCGCUGGAGGCCAACGGGAGGAUGGGCCGUAAGCCAGGGAGUUCCAGGCGGCGAGCUACUCUGAACGGCCGUUUCUGUGCUCGGGACCCCCCUGCUGCGUGGGAAAAAACUAAUUAUGUAGAUGUGUGA